UUUCACAUCAGGGAGUUUUCCUUGCACUCCAGGGGGACUUCUCAACCACAACCUCUGUAUCCGGUAGUGGCAGAUGGAAAGAGAAACGGUUAGAAAAGCGUGGUUCUUGCGCAGGAAAGUUGGAGUACAGAAGAGUUCAGAAGUGGGCGGGUGUGUGUUUAAAAAAAAAAAAAAGGGUGGAAACCCCACCAGCCAAGUCUGCAGAAAAAAAAUAAAUGAAGUCUGCCUAUCUCCGGGCCAGAGCCCCUCCCCUCAGCCCUCGCGGGAGGCGUGUGACCCAAGUGGCCGCUUCCUCUAGCCGCUGAGGGUCAGGAGCCCGGGAGCGCGACCCUCCCUCGGCCCGGCCCGGCGGGUCUCCGCUGCGUCUGCCCGGUCUGACGCCCAGGACCGUGGGCCAUGAGCAGCCCCAACCGCACGGCGCCGCCCCUCGACCUCGAGCCUGAUCCAGGGAUGGCCUCUACCUCCACUGCAACAGACAUUGCCAUCAUUGCAGGUGUGAUUGCCGCUGUGGCCAUCGUCCUAGUCUGCCUCCUCAUCGUCAUGCUGCACUACAUGUGCCGGCACAAGGGCACGUACCACACCAAUGAGGCCAAGGGCACAGAGUUUGCUGAGAGUGCGGACGCAGCACUGCAGGGAGACCCUGCCCUCCAGGAUGCUGGUGACAGCAGCAGAAAGGAGUACUUUAUUUGAGGGGCAACAAACUUUACUUCCCCAAAUGCCUUCAGCUCCAUCAGGAAAAAUGUACCCCACUGUCCAGCACCCCUACUGAUACCACCAGGCAGCCGGAGAGAGCAUUUGCUCCUUCCCAAGAUUCGCACCUGGGAACACUAGGUGCCUGCCCAGGAAGGAAUGGAGGAGGACUCAAGCUUCAUCAGGCCUCGCCCAGGGACCCAUGGAGGCAGUGGCCACCUCAGAGGCCACCCUUUGCUCCACCGAGGUGGGAGAAAGUCUGGGCACACAGGGCCCCUGGGCAGUGCAGGACAACAUCAUGUCACUAGCAGGAAAGUCCUUGUUGAGGAUGAAGGGGUGCUGGGUACCCAGGGGCUGGGGAAGCAAGGAAAUAAGUCAUCUGUAUGCUGACUGGGGAUAAUGGCAUCAAAUGUCAGCCCUUGACAUUUGCGGGGAACAGCAGAUGCCAGAGCUAAAAGGUACCUUUGUCUCCCAUUGAUCCAGCUCAGAACAAUUGGAAAUAAAUUUGAAACGUAACCGA
This is a messenger RNA of Callithrix jacchus (white-tufted-ear marmoset), 1210 nucleotides long. RefSeq names its product glycophorin C (Gerbich blood group) (gene GYPC). The record is from RefSeq and is a predicted model, not a curated record. NCBI's taxonomy places the organism in Eukaryota, Metazoa, Chordata, Mammalia, Primates, Cebidae. Gene Ontology annotation, cellular component: cortical cytoskeleton; membrane.